Messenger RNA from Solea solea (common sole), 8609 nucleotides. RefSeq names its product GCN1 activator of EIF2AK4 (gene gcn1). The record is from RefSeq and is a predicted model, not a curated record. Gene Ontology annotation, cellular component: cytosol. Gene Ontology annotation, molecular function: protein kinase regulator activity. The transcript is spliced from 57 exons. The coding region runs from base 47 to 8062 and encodes 2671 amino acids. NCBI's taxonomy places the organism in Eukaryota, Metazoa, Chordata, Actinopteri, Pleuronectiformes, Soleidae. Gene Ontology annotation, biological process: cellular response to amino acid starvation; regulation of translation.
CCCGGAAGUAACCCCCUCAAGUCCUUCCUGCAUCAAGACCGGCAAGAUGGCAGCGGACACGCAGGUUUCAGACACGCUGAGGAAAUUUGCAGCAAAAGUGACCACAGCAAGUGUGAAGCAGCGAAAGGAGAUAUUUGGAGAGCUGAAACAGUGUGUAAAGGGCAAAGAGUUACCAGAACCUGCCAUCAAAGGACUAUGCAAGCUCUUCUGUCUCACGCCUCACAGAUAUCGGGAUGCUGCAUCACGCAGAGUGCUGCUUUCUGUCAUCAGCCAGCUGGCUGAGAGUCAGCCGGACUUCCUGGUGACCAGUCUCCUUCAUUGCCUGCUCAACAGUGGAAUCAUCAGCAAAAGCGGAGAGCCCAGUAAAAGCACAGGCUCUGCUGCCUUCAUUGGCCUGUCAUGGACAAUCCAGUUAGUCUCAUCUGUGUAUUCUGCCCCAGAGGAAAGAGAAGGACACCUCUGGAAGAAAAUGGUGGAGGUUCAGAGCCUUCUUGUGGCUGAGGUUGUGGGUGGAGCUAAGACCAUCGCUCAGAAAUCCAGUCUCAGAAAUCUCAAUCACCUCUGGGUGGAAAACCCUGGACUGGUGGAUCAGUACAUCAGCACACUCUUGAUUCUGGACCAGAACCCUACAACUCUGGUCCUGCUGGGGGUGUGUUUAGACUUCUGCUCUGCUCAGAAAGACAAAGCCACUAUAGAGAAGCAUAGGAGUGCCAUGUUGGACUUGUAUAUAAAAUCAGUCCUUUUGAGCAAGACAAAACCACAGCAGCACAUUUUGAACAAAAGCAGCUCCUUGAUGCGUCAUGUGACUCACUCUGAGUUCAAGGAGCUGCUGCUCCCCACCCUGCAGAAGACAAUGCUCCGCAGUCCAGAGAAUGCCAUACAAACCCUUUCCUGUCUGCUGUCUGCCGUAACUCUUGACCUCAGUCAGUACGCGAUGGACAUCGGAAAGGCCAUAGCAAGCCAGCUGAAAGCCAAUAAUACCCAGCUGAUGGAAGAGGCGGUCCAGGCCAUGCAGAACCUGGCCCAGCAGUGCAGUGAUCCCACCGCUGUGCAGGACAUCAUCACACACCUCUUUAAGAUUCUCGGAGGUUCAGAAGGAAAACUCACAGUUGUAGCUCAGAAGAUGAGCGUGUUGUCAGGGAUCGCCAGCUGCAGCCAUCAUGCUGUGUCAGGAACUUCGAGCCAGUCUCUCAGUUCUGCGGUCACUGUGAUGUUCAUCCCAUAUUUACAGCAAGAAGUUCACGAGGGCACCUUAGUGCACACAGUUUCCGUGCUCUCACAGUGGAGUAGUCGUCUGACAGUAGAAGUUCCCUCUGCUCUCUUGGAUUGGUUUAAGAAAGCCUUCACCCUGAAGACCUCCACCUCUCCGGUCAGACAUGCAUACCUCCAGGCCAUGGUUGGGGCCUUCAAAGGUGACACUCUGGCCCAGGCCUCUAACCUCAUGCCGUUGCUUCUCCAAACGGUGGAGAAGGCACUGGCCCAAAACUCCCAGCAUGCUCUGCUUGCAGAAGGAGUGGCAGCUUCUGUUCUUUUGAGUCGACUGGCUCUACUGGAGGCACAAACAGAAGCAAAAUUCAGCAACUUCUGGAAUGUGAUAUUAGAUGAGAAGAAGCCACUGUUCACCACAGAGAAAUUCCUCUCUCAGGCCAGUGAAGAAACUCUGCUUACAAUGCUGCUGCUCUGUGAGAGGCUCUUCUUGGACCACGCCCACAGACUUAACACCAGCAAAUCACAGAUGUAUCAUCACACCACUGUUGCAAUCCUGCUGUCUCGGAGCUGGCGUCUAAGGAAGAAGGCACAGCAGACAAUCAGAAAGCUGCUCUCUUCUCUGGGUGGAUCGAGUCUUGCCCAUGGCCUCCUGAGAGAACUCUGUGUGGUCAUCAACAAACAUAAAGUUUUACCCCAGGACGCUUUGGUGUCAGAGUCAGGAGAGCUGACUGAUCUGGGUAAAAGCUAUGUUCCUCCUCGGGUCCUGCUGGAAGCGCUGUGUGUAGUUUGCUCUGCUGCCAGCCAAUGGAGCGACCCUGUGGAAGCAGAGAAACUAGCCAUGGACCUACUCAUCAUCACUCACCAUCCAUCCAUAUUUGAAGCUCGUCAAGGUCUGUGGCCUAUUCUGCUCUCAUCCAUGAACAUAAAAACAGAAGAGUUUAUCGAAAAGAAGAUGGAGCUGAUUCUGCCACAUCUGCUGGAGGCCGAUGCUGACAACCAGGCGGCAAAAAAUGCUGUUGGCGCCCUCUGUGUCCUCUCUCCAAACAAGAUGUUACCACGGGUGAUCAGUCGCAUCAUUGAGGGACUUUCCCAAACUGCCUUACUUCAGGUCACCAGGCAGGAGUAUGCCAUCAUGCUGACACCUGAGGGAGAACUAUACGACAGCAGCAGCAUUCAGAGUGCCCACGAGGAAAGCACCAAGAAAGGCAACAUGAAAAGAGAGAACAAGGCCUACUCUUACAAGGACCAGAUCAUUGAACUGGAGUUAAAGGAGGAGCUUAAAAGGAAAAAAGGCAUCACAGAAGAAGUGCAGCUUACCAGCAAACAGAAGGAAAGGAUGCAAAACCAGCUUGAUAAGGAAUCUUCUAUUCGAAAAAGACUUCAAGGGCUGGAUGCAGAUUUGCAGAGUGUGAUUGGUCUGCUGGAAGCUGUUUUGGUGGAGAAACCAGCUCAGCUCACCAGGGAGUUGCCCGCUGUCUUCCAGGUCCUACUGCCCCUGCUACAGUCCCCUCUGGCUGCUCCAUGCAUCCAGCAGGUCUUCCUGGACAUCGGAAAGGGCCUUAUGCCCAAGCACCUUCACUAUCUAGCUGUGCUUGUUGGUCACGUGACUCUGCGGCUGCUGAAGCCGGAGUGUGAUCUUGACGAGGCCUGGGGGCAGGAGGACCUCAACACUGCAGCUGUUCGUACUAUAAUGCUGCUGCACAACCAAACUGUCCCACAAAGAGAGAGCAAAACCGGUGAUGUUGCUCCACUGUCUGCGCCAGCUUUCUCCUACUGCUUACCCCUCCUCAACGCCGUGAUCAGGGAGUCUUCUGGCAGCACCGAGGAGGCCGAGAACAUAAUGACCAAAGCCUUACAAGUCAUCAAAGAACAUUCGCAGCUGAGGGCCGAAACGGACGCUGAUGACAUUGCUAUCGAUGAGAAUGGGCCUGAGCUGCUCCCACGUGUCAACAUGUUCCUGCUACUGAUCAGAAUUAUUUCCACGGCCACCCCAAGAAUCCAGGUGUUGGCAUCUCAGUGCCUGAUAGCUCUGUCUGUCAGUGCUGGAGGAGGAGAUGGCUGCACUGUAGCAGAGCAGCAAGAGAUCGAUGUCCUACUCGAUGCCCUGCUCUCACCCUGCUUCUCUGUCCGGGACUCUGCUCUCAGGGGUUUGUUAGAGAUGGAGUUUGCCCUCCCUACAGACAGCACAGAGGAAUCUGGUCUGAAUUUACUCCGCAGGCUUUGGGUUUCCAGGUUUGAUGUUGAAGAGGAGGGACGGGCCUUAGCUGAAAAACUCUGGGAAUCUCUGGGUCUGGAGCUGGUCCCUGAGCUCUGCUCCCUGCUGAUUGGAGAUGUCACCCACCAUGAGGAAGCUGUCCGUUCUGCUGCAGCCGAUGCGUUGUCACAUGCUGCAUCUGAGUACAGAGACCAGUGUGCUACAGUGCUCAGUCAGCUUACCGAGCUCUACCAAAAGAAACUCUAUAGACCACCUCCUGUGCUUGAUGCCCUGGGCAGAGUUAUCUCUGAAUCUCCACCUGACCAAUGGGAGGCCAGGUGUGGCAUUGCUGUGUCUCUGAACAAGUUGUCCCAGUACCUGGAUGAAGCUCAGGUCACCCCGCUCUUCCUUUUCUUUGUUCCUGAUGCUUUGAACGACCGCCACACUGAGGUGCGGCGUUGCAUGCUGGACGCAGCCCUCUCCGCACUCAAUACACAUGGAAAGGACAAUGUGAGCUCUCUGCUGCCCGUGUUUGAGGAGUUUCUGAAGAACGCCCCCCAGGACGCCAGUUAUGACUCUGUCCGACAGAGUGUGGUUAUUCUCAUGGGCUCCUUGGCCAAACAUCUGGACAAAAGUGACCCCAAAGUCAAACCCAUUGUGGCCAAGCUCAUAACAGCACUCUCGACGCCUUCUCAGCAGGUCCAGGAGUCUGUGGCCAGCUGUUUGCCUCCCCUAGUCCCUGCCAUCAAGGAAGAUGCUGCAGGGAUUGUGAGAAACCUGCUGCAGCUGCUGCUGGAGAGCGACAAAUACGCAGAGAGAAAGGGAGCAGCUUAUGGACUGGCUGGCCUGGUCAAAGGUCUCGGGAUCCUGGCGCUCAAACAGCAGGAAAUUAUGAGCACACUGACCGAUGCCAUCCAGGACAAGAAAAACUUCAGACGAAGAGAAGGAUCACUGUUUGCUUUUGAGAUGCUGUGUAACAUGUUGGGGAAGCUGUUUGAGCCAUACGUUGUUCACGUGCUGCCACACCUCCUGCUCUGCUUUGGAGAUGGAAACCAGUAUGUCAGAGAGGCUGCAGAUGACUGUGCCAAGGCUGUAAUGAGGAACCUGAGUGCCCACGGAGUGAAACUGGUGCUGCCCUCCUUGCUUGUGGCUCUGGAGGAGGAGUCCUGGAGAACUAAAGCAGGCUCAGUAGAGUUGCUGGGCGCCAUGGCUUUCUGUGCACCCAAGCAGCUGUCAUCCUGCCUGCCCAGCAUUGUGCCCAAACUGACGGAGGUGCUGACUGAUUCCCACGUGAAGGUGCAGAAGGCUGGCCAGCAGGCCCUUCGACAGAUCGGCUCUGUCAUACGUAACCCUGAAAUCCUGGCCAUCACACCAAUCCUGCUGGACGCCCUCACUGAUCCAUCUAGACAGACCCAGAUGUGCCUGCAGACACUGCUCGACACCAAGUUUGUGCACUUCAUCGAUGCUGCCUCGCUCGCCCUUAUCAUGCCCAUCGUCCAGAGAGCCUUCCAAGAUCGCUCCACUGACACUCGCAAGAUGGCUGCUCAGAUCAUUGGCAACAUGUACUCCCUCACUGACCAGAAGGAUCUGUCGCCCUACCUGCCCAGUGUUGUCCCCGGACUGAAGGCUUCUCUGUUGGAUCCAGUGCCUGACGUACGUACUGUGUCAGCCAAGGCCUUGGGUGCAAUGGUGAAGGGGAUGGGAGAGUCCUGCUUUGACGACCUGCUGCCAUGGCUUAUGGAAACACUGGCCUCUGAACAAAGCUCUGUAGAUCGCUCAGGAGCUGCUCAAGGUCUGGCUGAGGUUAUGGCCGGUCUUGGAGUGGAGAAGCUGGACAAACUGAUGCCAGAUGUGGUGCAAACAGCCAGCAAGAUUGACAUAGCUUCCCAUGUCAGAGAUGGCUACAUCAUGAUGUUCAUCUACCUGCCACUGACCUUUGGAGACAAGUUUACCCCUUAUGUUGGACCCAUCAUCCCCUGCAUUCUCAAGGCUCUGGCUGAUGAAAAUGAAUAUGUGAGAGACACAGCACUGCGUGCAGGACAGCGAAUCAUCAGCAUGUAUGCUGAGACCGCCAUCGCACUGCUGCUCCCUGAGCUGGAACAGGGCCUGUUUGAUGACCUGUGGAGAAUCAGGUUCAGCUCUGUGCAGCUGCUUGGAGAUCUACUGUUCCAUAUCUCUGGAGUAACAGGAAAGAUGACCACAGAAACGGCCUCUGAGGAUGACAACUUUGGAACAGCUGCAUCUAAUAAAGCUAUCAUUGGUGCUCUUGGUGCUGAGCGGCGUAACCGCGUCCUCUCUGGCCUCUAUAUGGGCCGUUCAGACACCCAGCUGGUGGUUCGACAGGCUUCACUCCAUGUGUGGAAGAUCGUGGUGUCCAACACUCCCAGAACUCUUCGAGAAAUCCUCCCAACCCUCUUCAGUCUCCUGCUGGGUUUCCUGGCCUCCACCUGCCCAGACAAGAGAACGAUUGCUGCUCGCACACUGGGUGACCUGGUGAGGAAGUUAGGAGAGAAGAUUCUCCCUGAGAUCAUUCCCAUCCUGGAAGCAGGCCUGCGCUCUGACAAGAGCGAUGAGAGACAGGGCGUCUGCAUCGGCCUCAGUGAAAUCAUGAAGUCCACGAGCAAAGACGCGGUCCUUGUCUUCUCUGAAUCACUGGUCCCCACAGUGAGGAAGGCUUUGUGUGACCCACUGGAGGAGGUGCGAGAGGCUGCAGCCAAAACCUUUGAGCAGCUCCAUGCAACCAUCGGUCACCAGGCACUGGAUGACAUCCUGCCCAACCUGCUCAAACAACUGGAUGAUGAGGAGACGGCUGGAUUUGCUUUGGAUGGUCUUAAACAAGUCAUGGCUGUUAAGAGUCGCUCUGUGCUUCCAUACCUGGUUCCAAAGCUCACUGCGCCUCCUGUGAACACCCGUGUGCUGGCCUUCCUGUCCGCGGUGGCUGGGGAUGCUCUGACUCGCCACUUAGGGGUCAUCCUGCCUGCUCUGCUCUCCUCCCUCACAGGAAAGCUGGGAACAGAUGACGAAGCACAGGAGCUGUGCAACUGCCAAACAGUGAUCCUGUCAGUGGAAGAUGAAGUGGGUCAGCGUAUCAUCAUAGAGGAUCUGCUGGAGAACACACGGAGCGCCGACCCUGGCCUUAGACAGUCCGCCAUCACUAUUCUCAAUGCUUACUUUGCUCGUACUCGCCUGGACUACAGUAUGCAUACACGCACUUUACUGUCCGGCCUCAUCCGCCUCCUCAAUGACACCAAACCUGAGAUCCUGUGUCAGAGCUGGGACACCAUCAACUCCAUCACCAAGAAACUGGAUGCAAGCAGCCAGCUGGCUCUAAUUGAUGACCUGCAUCGAGACAUUAGAUCAGCAGCUGCUGACGUGAAGGGUCAGCACCUACCUGGUUUCUGUCUGCCCAAGAAGGGUGUGACCUGUAUCCUGCCUGUCCUCAGAGAGGGUGUCCUCACCGGCAGUCCCGAACAGAAAGAAGAAGCAGCCAAAGCAUUAGGAGGGGUCAUCAAACUGACCUCUCCCGAGGCACUGCGGCCCUCUGUUGUCAACAUCACUGGACCUCUUAUUCGUAUCCUGGGAGAUCGCUUUGCCUGGACAGUUAAGACUGCUCUGCUGGAGACUCUCACCCUGCUGCUGGCAAAGGUGGGCAUUGCCCUGAAGCCCUUCCUCCCUCAGCUGCAGACCACCUUCCUGAAGGCCCUGCAGGACUCGAGCCGUGCCGUGAGGCUGAGAGCGGCUGAGGCUCUGGGCCAACUGGUUGCCAUCCACACCAAAGUGGACCCACUCUUUACUGAGCAGCUGUCUGCCAUCCGCAAUGCUGAGGACUCUGGAGUCAGGGAGACGAUGCUCCAGGCCUUGAGGUUUGUCAUCCAGGGGGCCGGGUCAAAGGUGGACCCAGCCAUCCGCAAAAACAUCACCACCACAUUACUGGGCAUGCUGGGACAUGAUGAGGAUGCAACUCGAAUGGCGUCAGCAGGCUGUGUUGGUGAGCUUUGUGCCUUCCUGUCAGACGAGGAGCUGAAGAAUGUGUUACUUCAGCACAUCUUAGCUGACAUGUCUGGUGUGGACUGGAUGGUGCGUCACGGUCGCAGCUUGGCUCUGGCCAUAGCGGUCAAGUCAGCUCCAGAGAGGCUGUGUGGGAAGGAAUACUGUGACAGUGUAACAGAAACCAUUUUGGCCAACGCCACUGCUGACAGGAUCCCCAUUGCCGCUAGUGGAAUUAGAGGAGUGGGAUAUCUGGUGAGGCACAGUCUCAGAACAGAAGGAGGCAACAGUGUUUCCCAGCGCAUCAUCACACAGUUUGUCAAGUGUCUUCAGAAUCAGUCCAGUGACAUCAGACUGGUGUCAGAGCGCGUGCUGUGGUGGGUGUUCAAAGACGCGGAUACACCUUCAAUGGAGAUCAGUCUCAUUAAGCCUGUGCUGAAGAGUCUGCUGGACAACACCAAGGACAAGAACACCAGCGUCAGAGCCCAAAGUGAACACACCAUCGUCAACCUGCUGCGACUCCGUCUGGGAGAGGAGGUCAUGCAGAGUAUGACUGCCAUUCUGGACACUGCGAGUAACGACCUACUGUCAGAGUGUCACCGCCGGUCUUUGAAGAAAAUUGCCAGCCUGCCAGACUCUAAUGAAGAGAUAGAUGACACCAUUCUAACAUGAUGGAGCAGGACUGAGAAUUAAAUGUCACCUGGAGAAAUCAAACACAAGCUUUUGACUGACAUGUGAAACAAGUCUCCACUAUAUGAAAACCCCAGACACACUCACCACACGUGCCCAUGUUGCUCCUCAUGGACCAAAGCUCAGAUGGUGUUUUGACUGACUUAAUACAUUUUCCCCAACAAAUUUCUUUUCUCUUCUUUUCCCUUUUUCAAAAGAUUGUUUUAGUGGCUUUUGAGCCCUUUCUUAUUUUAUCUCACAAUGUGCAGGUUAUUCUCCUGUUCUAAAAUAAAUUCGAAACACACACGGCCAAAUCUUUUUUUGGAUGUUUCAAUGUUUUGCUACUUAUUUUACCCAAAAACGAUUUCAAGCAUUUCAGACAUCACUGUAAUGAAAUGACACCCCUAUCUUUAUUUGACCUUUUAUUUGGACUUUGUGUGUGAGAGUUGUUCAGGGGUAAAGCAGCCUCUUCUAAGAGUAAAGUCAUGCCAAUGUCAGUGAUACGGUUGUAAAAAAAAAACAGAAAAAUAAAAAGAUCUUGAUUUCAUAA